AUUCCAUUUGAGAUUAUAAAAAGAGUAGUUUUAAUUCAUAGAUAAUGGUUAAGGUAACGAUAGUUGGAAGGGGAAGUGAUGGGUUACCUCUAGCACAAGGACUAAGAUAUGUGAAUGAAGAAAAUUCCUAUCUUUCAUUUUAUAGGCAAAAAGCAGAGUUUAUACUCCAAGAAAUUUCAAAAGGAACAUUGACACCUUCCAUGAUGACCAUUCUCAUUGACCAUUACUGCUUCAACUUCUUGGUAGAGAAUGGAGUUGUUUACGUUGUUUUAUGUGAGUCUACAUACCCAAGAAAACUGGCAUUUCAUUACCUACAAGACAUACAAAAAGAGUUUGAGAAGUUUGAUAAAACCCUCAUAGGCAAAAUCACAAAGCCAUAUAGCUUUGUCAAAUUCGAUGGUAUAAUUGCAAACUUUAGUAGACAAUACAUUGAUACAAGAACUCAAGCCAAUCUAGCAAAACUUAAAACCAACAAGAAACAAGAGGUAAACAUUGUUACAGAAGAAAUGUCCAACAUUUUAGAAAGGAGGAGGAGAAGUUUAGAAACAAUGAGAAGGUUAGUAGUUACUCCUCAACCUACAUCCUCAACAAUAUGGUGUUCCCCACGCCUUGAGGUGAUUGCAAUGAAAUGGACACCAAUUUUGAUCAUGGUCAUUACCUCUAUUGCUCUUCUAUGGGCAAGCUUAGUCCUCAAAGAUGACUAUAUUAUUUCAUCAGGCUGAUGAAUUAAUCCAAGAUUAAUGAAGGAUGAAACUUCCAUAGUACAGUAUAUAGAAGGACAUCAUGGCCCACUAGCUUGUAUUUGAUUUUAGAAAGAGAUAAAUAUAUGUAGUGCCCCACUGAUAUCAUAUUAUCAUUUCCCUAGCAGGUCAUCUCACAUAAUAAUCCAGAAAUAACAUAGU
Trifolium pratense (red clover) is the source of this 902-nucleotide messenger RNA. RefSeq names its product 25.3 kDa vesicle transport protein. Gene Ontology annotation, cellular component: endoplasmic reticulum membrane; ER to Golgi transport vesicle membrane; endoplasmic reticulum-Golgi intermediate compartment. The transcript has 5 exons. The coding region runs from base 45 to 722 and encodes 225 amino acids. Lineage: Eukaryota; Viridiplantae; Streptophyta; Magnoliopsida; Fabales; Fabaceae. The record is from RefSeq and is a predicted model, not a curated record. Gene Ontology annotation, molecular function: SNAP receptor activity. Gene Ontology annotation, biological process: retrograde vesicle-mediated transport, Golgi to endoplasmic reticulum; endoplasmic reticulum to Golgi vesicle-mediated transport; vesicle fusion with Golgi apparatus.